Messenger RNA from Melitaea cinxia (Glanville fritillary), 1069 nucleotides. It is a transcript of the gene BI-1, whose product is annotated as probable Bax inhibitor 1. The coding region runs from base 237 to 941 and encodes 234 amino acids. Gene Ontology annotation, molecular function: enzyme binding. Gene Ontology annotation, cellular component: mitochondrial membrane. Gene Ontology annotation, biological process: cellular response to unfolded protein; negative regulation of apoptotic signaling pathway; negative regulation of RNA splicing. The transcript has 5 exons. The record is from RefSeq and is a predicted model, not a curated record. NCBI's taxonomy places the organism in Eukaryota, Metazoa, Arthropoda, Insecta, Lepidoptera, Nymphalidae.
GAGUUACUGAGUCGUAAGCAUAGAAAGGAAGUUCUAGAUCCUAUAUAAAACAACCAACGUAGUGUCACAUAUUAGACCAUUUCUAAAUUGAUUGCAUCACAACUUAUCUUACAGAUUGCUGCUCAGUACUAAGUUUUAUCUACAAAUUGUGUGUUAUUUGACGGAUUAUUGUCAGCGCAGUUCACUUUAUCGUUUUAAAAACUAAAUAUCCUAUAUUGUUUAAAUCGGUUUUCAAUAUGACUCCAAAUAUACAAAGUUUUAUUAAUAGCUUCCAAAACCGUUUGGAACCACCGGUUCGUCAGCAUCUCAAAAAUGUUUAUGGAACACUUAUGAUGACCUGUGGAGCAGCUUCGGCUGGUGUAUACAUAGAUAUGUAUACAAGAUUCCAGGCUGGUCUGCUGUCUGCUCUGGUCGGCGUUGGUCUUAUGUUGAUGUUGAUUGCUACCCCAGAUAAUGGAAAAAAUACAAAUUUGCGACUUGGUUAUCUUCUAGGUUUUGGCUUAACAUCAGGUAUGGGCUUGGGUCCACUUUUGGACUACGUGAGCAUUGUAGAUCCGUCUAUUAUUGUAACAGCUCUGCUAGGCACAACAGUUGUGUUUGUAUGCUUCUCAAUUGCUGCUAUGCUGGCUGAACGAGGCAGCUGGCUGUUCCUGGGUGGCACACUUAUGACAUUACUUUCUUCUAUGUCAUUGAUGGCUUUGGUUAAUAUUUUCAUGCAGAAUCACUUCCUUUAUCAAGCUCACCUCUAUCUGGGAUUAAUUCUUAUGUGUGGUUUUGUUCUGUUUGAUACCCAACUUAUCAUUGAGAAACGUAGAAUGGGUAACAAGGACUUUGUGCAACACGCCCUGGAGUUGUUUAUUGACUUCAUUGGAAUGCUACGAAGACUUCUUAUUAUCUUAACACAGAAGGAAAAAGAAAACCGUCGCUCCAAACGUGAAUAAAUAUUUAUUACUCUAGGUUUUAAGUUGUUUAAAUUGACACUGUAUCUUAUAACUCUUUUAUUUUAUUUUUGCAUUGUGUUCAGAAAUUUAUAAAUUUCAUAAAAUGGAAUAAAUUGAAAAAAAUAUAA